This is a messenger RNA of Macrobrachium nipponense, 495 nucleotides long. RefSeq names its product phosphatidylinositol 3,4,5-trisphosphate 3-phosphatase cnrN-like. The coding region runs from base 1 to 495 and encodes 164 amino acids. The transcript has a single exon. The record is from RefSeq and is a predicted model, not a curated record. NCBI's taxonomy places the organism in Eukaryota, Metazoa, Arthropoda, Malacostraca, Decapoda, Palaemonidae.
AUGUAUGAGAGGUUAACAAAAGGUCAGGAAACUUGUGGUAACAGCGUCGGAAAUUACAACAACAACAUUAAUAACCAUAGCAUCAAUAGCGAUUACAAUAAUAAUAAUAAUAAUGUUAACAGCAUCAAUGCAGACAGUGAUGACAGCAGUGGAGGAAGUAGGUUGAACACAGGUGCAGAUGACACAUACAUUCCUCUUAAUGUGCAGAGAACUGUGAACUUUCCCAUGAAUGCUAAAACAUUUACACCGCCACCUCCUUUACCUCCCAUCGGAAAUGACUGUGUGAAGAAGGGAGAGCUGCUAAUUUUGAAUGUGCUCAACCGUGAAGUUACCCACAAAAAAGUAAAUCCCGACCUGACUAGUGUUAUUGCUAUAUUGUUCACAGAUCAUCAGAUACUUUAUGUAAAAGCUUUAGUUAAUCAUCUGCAAAAUUCAGCGCAAUUGAAUGGAAUGCAGAAGAACUGUCUCACCCGCUUAACGGAUAUAACAUUUUAG